AACUAUAAUAUACUAAUAUAUACAACACACAAUUUACAAUUAGAAUAUUUUUACAAUAUAAGUUUAAAUAAUAGUCACGAAAUCCUAAAUAGUCAUGCUUAUAUAAAAACUUAUUAUUCUUUACUUUUAAAUUUUUAAGCAUCGAAAUUUAGUGAUUAAGACGAAAACCAAGAACAGAAAUUGCGUUUUCUAAAAAUGUCAGAGAAGCAAAAAACGCUUAUUUGUGGCGAUGUUAAUGGAAACUUUAAUACAUUGUUUUCCCGCGUUGACUCAAUAGUGAAGAAGUCUGGGUCGUUUGAGUUACUACUGUGCGUGGGAAACUUCUUUGGAUCAGAUAAUUCCCAGUUAGAUGCUUACCGUAUGGGAACAAGAAAAGUUCCUGUAACAACUUAUGUAUUUGGUCCGUCAAAUAGUGAACAUGUGCCGUACUACUGUGAUGAGGGAUCAGAAAUAGUUCCAAAUGUUAUUUAUAUGGGUAGAAGAGGUAUUUUUACCACUAGCUCUGAUGUCAAAAUAGCCUAUUUAACUGGUUUGUCUCGACGGGAACUUGGUAAGGAUAUACAAAACUGUACAUUUGAACCAAGUGAUUGCAGCGCAGUCCGAGAUGCUUGUUUUAGAGGACAAAGUGAAUAUCGAGGUGUUGACAUGUUAAUAACUACACUUUGGCCAGUGGGAAUACAGCAAGAUGAGUGUCAAAAGGCAGAAGUAGAGCCAGAGAGAUUGUCAGAUUUAAUAUCUUGGCUUUCUAUCCACAUUAAGCCAAGAUAUCACUUUGCACCUUCAACAGAAAAAUAUUUCGAAAGACAACCGUAUAGAAAUCAAAGUGUUCAUCAAGACUAUAAAGAGUGUGCUACAAGGUUUAUCGCUUUAGCUCCAGUUGGGAACAAAGUGAAGGAGAAGUGGAUAUAUGCCUGUUCCCUUCAACCCAUAACUAAGAUGAGGAUGACGGACCUCCUUCAAAGCACCACAGAUGAAACUCCUUGUCCAUACAAUCCAGAUUUGUUGAAUCAACAUCAGCCCGGGAAAGUUGUUAGAGUGUCUGGAAAUGGGCAGUUCUUUUUCAAUAUGGAUGCUGGAGACGACGACCACGGAAAGAGAAAAAGGAAAGGUGGUGACAAUCCAGAAAGAAAAAGAAAAGAAUUUGAUCCAGAUACAUGCUGGUUCUGCCUGUCGUCUCCAACGGUGGAAAAGCACCUGGUGAUCAGCGUGGGCAGCCACUGCUACCUCGCAUUACCCAAGGGUCCGCUAACACCCUUUCAUGUGCUCAUACUGCCCAUUGCUCACCAUCAAUCUGUUACCAAGGCUCCGGAUGAAGUAGUUGCUGAAAUAGACAAGUUCAAAGAAACACUAAAGAAGUUUUACUCGUCGAUGGACAAGCUCGUAGUGUUCUUCGAGAGGAACUACCGCACCUCCCACAUGCAGAUACAGUGCGUGCCCGUGCCGCCAGCCUGCAGCGACCAGUUACUCGAGGUCUUCCAGGACGAGGCGGGGCUGCACAGCGUGUCGCUGGAGGUGCUGCCGCCGUACACGCGCGUGGCGCAGGUGGCGCUGGCGGGCGCGCCCUACUUCCACGCCGAGCUGCCGUCCGCCGACCAGCUGUACGCGCGCACCCGCCAGCACUUCCCGCUGCAGUUCGGCAGGGACGUGUUAUCCAGUCCACCGAUAUUGAAUUGCGAGGACAAAGCUGAUUGGAGGCAGUGUCUGCUGAGUCGGGAAGAAGAGGACUCGUUAGUGGCUGUGUUCAGAGAAAAGUUUAAACCGUUCGAUUUCACAGCUGACACUAGUGACAGUGAUAGUGACUAAAAUGAAACGAUUGUAAACAUAUUUUUUUAAUAAUGCGAAAUAGUACUUCAAAAAGGUUUUACUGUAGUCAAUAAAUAAUAUUAUUAAAAUGUGU
Nymphalis io (European peacock) is the source of this 1897-nucleotide messenger RNA. Its product is annotated as CWF19-like protein 1. Gene Ontology annotation, cellular component: post-mRNA release spliceosomal complex. The record is from RefSeq and is a predicted model, not a curated record. The transcript has 11 exons. Lineage: Eukaryota; Metazoa; Arthropoda; Insecta; Lepidoptera; Nymphalidae. Gene Ontology annotation, biological process: mRNA splicing, via spliceosome. The coding region runs from base 196 to 1803 and encodes 535 amino acids. Gene Ontology annotation, molecular function: RNA lariat debranching enzyme activator activity.